Messenger RNA from Rodentolepis nana, 591 nucleotides. The record is from the annotation of a GenBank genome assembly. Lineage: Eukaryota; Metazoa; Platyhelminthes; Cestoda; Cyclophyllidea; Hymenolepididae.
AUGUUUAAAAAUUCUUUCCAAAGUGGAUUUCUCUCAAUUUUAUAUAGCAUUGGCAGUAAACCUCUUCAAAUAUGGGAUAAAACUGUUCAAAAUGGCCAUAUAAAAAGAAUUACUGAUAAUGAUAUCCAGUCACUCGUACUGGAGAUUAUGGGAACAAACGUUAGUACAACGCACAUAUCGUGCCCAACUGCACCACACAAAACUCUCGGAAUUAAAUUACCAUAUCUUGUUAUGAUAGUCAAAAAUCUCAAAAAGUAUUUCACAUUCGAAGUUCAAAUUCUUGAUGACAAGAAUAUUCGGCGUCGCUUUAGAGCAAGCAACUAUCAAAGCACCACCAGAGUUAAACCGUUUAUUUGUACUAUGCCUAUGCGAUUAGAUGAAGGUUGGAACCAGAUUCAGUUUAAUCUGUUCGACUUUACUCGUCGAGCUUAUGGUACAAAUUACCUUGAAACUCUCAGAGUUCAGAUUCAUGCGAAUUGCAGAAUCCGCAGAGUUUAUUUCUGUGACAGACUCUAUUCAGAGGAUGAGUUACCGGUGGAGUAUAAGCUCUACCUCCCUAUUAAAAAUAAGUCGACUGCUGCUGUAUCAUAA